AUGCAGUCCCAUCAUGAUCAUGGCCAUGUGGCUGAGCAUCAUCAAACUCCUAGACCCAGAAGAAGAAUAGUGACACAUGACAAUGGUAACACCCACAUCAUAAUCUGGCUAGCAGCCAUUCUAUGCACCAUCAUAGCCAUAGGUGUUGUAAUAGCAGGCAUAGUAGUGUUUGUGGGUUACGUGGUGAUCCACCCAAGAAUUCCAACCAUCACCAUCACCGAUGCUCAUCUAGACCUUCUCAGUAAUGACUACUCUGGGAGUCUCCAAACCCAACUCAGAAUUUUUGUUGUGGCACAGAAUGGGAAUGCCAAGGCUCAUGCAACGUUUUCUGACAUAGGAUUCAACCUAAGCUACCAAGGCCAAGGCAUAGCAAAGAUGGUUGCUCCGCCAUUUGAGGUUCCCAAGAACAACUCAAAGACCCUCAACUAUAUGGUUCAGUCUUCUCCUAUACCCUUAACUCCUGAUCAAAUGGAGGAAGUGAGUGAGUCAUGGAAACGAGAUAUCAUUGGCUUUGACAUAAAGGGUGGCGCUAGGACACGGUGGAGAGUAGGGCCUUUAGGUUCUCUUAAGUUCUGGUGCAGUUUGGAUUGUACUCUCAAGUUUCACCCUUCCAAUGGGAGUUACAUUCACUCACGACGAUGCACCUCUGAAUCUAAAUGA
Abrus precatorius (Indian licorice) is the source of this 660-nucleotide messenger RNA. RefSeq lists its product as uncharacterized. The transcript has a single exon. The coding region runs from base 1 to 660 and encodes 219 amino acids. The record is from RefSeq and is a predicted model, not a curated record. NCBI's taxonomy places the organism in Eukaryota, Viridiplantae, Streptophyta, Magnoliopsida, Fabales, Fabaceae. Gene Ontology annotation, cellular component: plasma membrane.